AACACGAAACGAAGGAAGCAUUCUUGACGUCAAUGUGACGUCGAGUUAUUUGUAAUGUCGGAGUUGUGUUGGAUUUUAUUCUUAACGGGAUAGAAUCGAUGUUUAGGGCUGUUAACAACUGUUUACUGGAUAAAAGUCAAAGAAUCGGCCCAAUGAGAGACAAAGAAGUAAAAAAUGAUCAUUUGGCCAGAACUAUGGCAUCGAAUGGAGACAACGAUUUGUUUCAUCAAGAACAGAGAAGGAACGAUAGGGAGAAGAUCAGAAAAAAAUUAGCAGCUAUGGAUUCUGAUAACGAAGACGUCAACAUCACGUACGAAACCAAUGGCAAGAAAAUGGCCGAUGGAGUCAAUUUACAGAUCUGUUUUGUUAACGACACCUGUGAUAAGGAAACAGAAACCACUAAAGUGUUCAGGAAUUCACAAAAUCUAAAACAGUAUCCUGCCAUGAGCCGAUAUGGAAUACCCGUCGAAACUCAAAACUUUAGUAAUCUGUCCGGAUGUCGCUCCGCUCAGUCAUAUCCCUACUGGCAGAGGCCCUCGAUUUUCUUCAAUCGGCGCCUGAAGCUCUUAAAGAGCCAGAUCGACAAUAAAAAGGAUAGGAAGACCUUAAUGAAGGAAGAUAUCGUCCUGUAUCAUUCUAGACUUCAGUCUGAAGUCAGGAUAGCUCUGUCGCAGGCCAAAGAUAUGGCCCGAAUGCAAAUAUUGGUUGAGAGACAGCAGAGAAGGAUCUCGCCUCUCUCCAGCUUGGUCGGCUUCACUUUUCCGGAAGGUUGGUGCAAACUGGACGGAGAGAUACUGAAUAAUAUGAACCUUGCUCAGAUUCAGGUCAUCGUCAACGAUCUUCACUCUCAGAUAGAAAAUCUGAAUGACGAGUUAGUGAGACUUCUGUUGGAACGAGACGACCUGCACAUGGAACAGGAUUCUAUGCUGGUCGACAUAGAAGAUCUGACUCAGCAUCUGGGACUCAAAGGAACUAGAGAAAAAUGAUUAUCUGCACACUAAAAAUAAUCUAACUUGAAAACUAUUGUGUGUUCACCUUUGAAAAUUUACUUAAUAUUUGCACAAAUACUUUUGUUGUUAUUGUUGUUUUUUGAUAUAAAUAAUGUGAUUUAUUGCAAGAUAUUUUAGAUGAGUUAUUUUUGAUGCAUUUAAUUCUGCAUUUGAUAAGCAUGAAUAUAUAUAUAUAACUAUA
Molecule: messenger RNA, 1191 nt
Organism: Centruroides sculpturatus (bark scorpion)
Lineage: Eukaryota; Metazoa; Arthropoda; Arachnida; Scorpiones; Buthidae
Product: schwannomin-interacting protein 1-like
Exons: 1
Coding region: 99-986 (295 amino acids)
Biological process (GO): positive regulation of hippo signaling
Cellular component (GO): cell junction; plasma membrane
Source: RefSeq, a predicted model, not a curated record